GGGCCCUCAGGGCAGUCAGCCCACACCUUCCUUCCCAACUGCAGCAACAUGGCCUUUCUCUGGCUUCUCUCCUGCUUCGCCCUUGUGGGGGCUGCCUUCGGUCAUUUAUCCCCGUUGGUGCGGAGACCCAUUCACUGUAAUCACGAGUGUGGGGUCCCCGCCAUCGAACCCGUGCUGAAUGGCCUGUCCAGGAUCGUCAAUGGCGAGGACGCUGUCCCGGGCUCCUGGCCCUGGCAGGUGUCCCUGCAGGAUAAAACCGGCUUCCACUUCUGCGGGGGCUCCCUCAUCAGCGAGGACUGGGUGGUCACUGCUGCCCACUGUGGUGUCAGGACAUCCCACGUGGUCGUGGCUGGGGAGUUUGACCAGCACGCAAAUGAGGAGAACAUCCAGGUCCUGAAGAUCGCCAAGGUUUUCAAGAACCCCAAGUUCAACAUGCUGACCGUCCGUAACGACAUCACCCUGCUGAAGCUGGCCACGCCUGCCCGCUUCUCCGAGACCGUGUCCCCUGUGUGCCUGCCCGCGGCUACGGAUGAGUUCCCCCCUGGUUUGCUGUGCGCUACCACGGGCUGGGGGAAGACCAAGCACAAUGCCAACAAGACCCCCGACAAGCUGCAGCAGGCGGCCCUGCCCCUCCUGUCCAACGCCGACUGCAAGAAGUUCUGGGGCAGCAAGAUCACGGACGUGAUGAUCUGCGCCGGGGCCAGCGGCGUCUCGUCCUGCAUGGGCGACUCUGGCGGCCCCCUGGUCUGCCAGAAGGACGGAGCCUGGACCCUGGUGGGCAUCGUGUCCUGGGGCAGCGGCACCUGCUCCACCUCCGUCCCCGCCGUGUACGCCCGCGUCACCGAGCUCAUGCCUUGGGUUCAGGAAAUUCUUGCCGCCAACUGAGCCUCUUUCUCCCACCGUCCGAACCCCGAGUGUUUCCAAUAAAAGCAUGUGACGGGAG
Messenger RNA from Lynx canadensis (Canada lynx), 943 nucleotides. Its product is annotated as chymotrypsinogen B. Lineage: Eukaryota; Metazoa; Chordata; Mammalia; Carnivora; Felidae. The transcript is spliced from 8 exons. Gene Ontology annotation, molecular function: serine-type endopeptidase activity. Bases 49 to 885 code for a protein of 278 amino acids. Gene Ontology annotation, biological process: proteolysis. The record is from RefSeq and is a predicted model, not a curated record.